Hevea brasiliensis (rubber tree) is the source of this 1332-nucleotide messenger RNA. Its product is annotated as expansin-A4-like. The coding region runs from base 213 to 983 and encodes 256 amino acids. The transcript is spliced from 3 exons. Gene Ontology annotation, biological process: plant-type cell wall organization. The record is from RefSeq and is a predicted model, not a curated record. NCBI's taxonomy places the organism in Eukaryota, Viridiplantae, Streptophyta, Magnoliopsida, Malpighiales, Euphorbiaceae. Gene Ontology annotation, cellular component: extracellular region.
GAGAGGGGGAGAGAGAGAAUUAAUUACAGAGUAAUUGUUUUACAGGCUCUCUGGUCUCUGCCUUCUCUUGAUUCCCUCACCCCUCGGGCUCUCCAUAAAUACCCCCACCUUCUUCCCGCUUUCCUCAUUCGCUCCAAUCUCAAUUCUCGCAAAAAAACUCGCCGUACUUUCUUCUCGGUCCCUCUCUUUCUCUUUCACACAGGCUUUCCCGAAUGGCUAAUCUGCUCUGCAUUGUAUCUUUGGUGUCGCUUUUCGUGGUGGCUAACGCAAGAAUCCCUGGGGUUUACACCGGUGGCCCUUGGGAAAGUGCCCAUGCUACUUUCUAUGGUGGCAGCGACGCCUCUGGAACUAUGGGCGGCGCUUGUGGGUAUGGGAAUCUUUACAGCCAAGGGUAUGGAGUGAACACAGCAGCGCUGAGCACAGCACUCUUCAACAAUGGCCUUAGUUGCGGUGCUUGCUUUGAGAUCAAAUGUGCAAACGAUCCCAGAUGGUGCAAUCCCGGUAACCCAUCCAUCUUUAUAACGGCGACCAACUUCUGUCCUCCUAACUACGCUCUGCCCAGCGACAAUGGUGGGUGGUGCAACCCACCUCGCUCCCAUUUCGAUCUCGCCAUGCCCAUGUUCCUCAAGAUUGCUGAGUACCGUGCUGGAAUAGUCCCAGUAACAUAUCGCCGGAUACCGUGCAGGAAGCAAGGUGGAAUGAGAUUCACAAUAAACGGUUUCCGUUACUUCAAUCUAGUUCUGGUAACCAACGUCGCAGGUGCAGGGGAUAUCGUGAAGGUGAGCGUCAAGGGAUCACAGACAGGGUGGAUGAGCAUGAGUAGAAACUGGGGACAGAAUUGGCAAUCCAAUGCAGUACUUGUGGGACAGGCUCUUUCGUUUAGGGUCACGGGCAGCGAUAGGCGCACGUCAACUUCUUGGAACAUCGCACCACCCAAUUGGCAGUUCGGUCAGACCUUCACGGGAAAGAAUUUCCGAGUCUGAUUUUUCUCAUCUUUAUUUUAAAAAAAAAAAACUUAUUUUAUAUAUAUUACUAUUUUAUUGCAGUAUUUCCCGCCUUCAGUUUUCCUAAAUUUUCUCGGGAAAAUUUGAAGUUGUUGGUGGUGUAUGGGGUAAAGAAAGUGUUGUCUGUGGUAAUAUUUUUUGUUUUAUACUAUGGACUCUGGGGUAGGGGCGGUGUUUUUACUUUUUUUACUGUUUUUAGUGAGGUGAAACAGUUUAAGAAGCUGAAGCGGCUGCAGUAAGGAAAAAGAUGUGGCCCGCAGCCUCUUCUUGGGUAAUAUAAUUGUCUCUAAAUUGUUCUGUUCCUAUAAUUAUAGUAGUUGAUGAUAAA